AUGGCCACUUCAAACGACUAUCAGAUCAAGCAGGAAUUCAAAUUAGGGACGCCUGCUCCCACGACGGCAACAACGUCCACUGGGACACAUACAAAUACAGACAUUGCUACACCAAGGACAAUAGAACCCGCCACAUCCAAGGACCAGCCGUCAAACAAUAGUAAGCAAUCACAGAAACUAAGACAGUUUCAUAGAACCUCCCUGGGAGACUGGGAUUUUGUAGAGACGGUGGGUGCUGGCUCCAUGGGUAAAGUUAAGCUAGCCAAAAACCGUCGAACUAAUGAAGUUUGCGCAAUUAAGAUUGUAAAUAGAGCAACCAAAAUUUUUCUAAGUAAAGAAUACGCAGCCAAGCAUAAUGGGUAUACCAUUCCAUUAAGCGAAAAGGAAGUUAUAGAACGACAGAAAAAUCUAGAGAAGGAGGCCUCUAGAGAUAAGAGAACGGUAAGAGAGGCCUCCUUGGGUCAAAUCCUUUAUCAUCCACAUAUUUGUCGAUUGUAUGAAAUGCAUACGCUAUCUAAUCAUUUUUAUAUGCUUUUCGAAUAUGUUUCAGGAGGUCAACUACUAGAUUACAUUAUCCAACAUGGUUCAUUAAAGGAAUCUCGAGCAAGAACAUUUACCAGGCAAAUUUGUAGUGCUUUAAAAUAUUUACAUUCACAUAAUAUUGUCCAUAGAGAUUUGAAGAUUGAAAACAUUAUGAUAUCCAAAGAUGGUAAUAUUAAACUGAUAGAUUUCGGGCUCUCUAAUCUCUAUGAUAAAUGUAAUAAACUGAAAACUUAUUGUGGAUCGCUUUAUUUUGCAGCUCCGGAACUUCUAAAAGCAACUCCUUAUAUUGGCCCCGAAAUUGAUGUUUGGUCCUUUGGUGUAGUUCUUUAUGUCCUGGUAUGUGGGAAAGUACCAUUUGAUGAUGAAAAUUCAAAUGUAUUACAUGAAAAGAUUAAACAAGGUAAAGUGUUUUAUCCGCAAUUCCUUUCAAUUGAGGUAAUAUCCUUAUUAUCCAAGAUGCUCGUGGUAGAUCCCUUCAAGAGGGCCACAUUAGAUCAGGUAAUGAAUCAUCACUGGAUGGUUAGAGAUUGUGAUGGUCCACCAAAAUCUUAUAUUCCUGAUAGACCUCCUUUAACGAUAGAACAGUUAGAUGUAAAAGUCAUUAAAGAGAUGAAAAGAUUGGAGUUUGUAGACGAUGUGGAACAAACAAUAAGAAAACUGUCAAAAGUAAUCUCUAGUGAGAGAUAUAUAAGAUUAUCCAAAAGCUAUUGGGAUAAAAAACACUCGCAUACCAGUGAUAAGGAAUUUCAAAAUCCUCUAGUAUCCUACCAUCCAUUGAUUUCAAUAUAUUACUUAACGAAUGAAAUGCUAAAGAGGAAGGCUAAAAAAUUGGAAAAUAAUCAAAUAGUAUCAGAAAAUGAUAUUAAUAUGAAGCAGUUACAAAUUCAUGAUAAUAAUGAACAAACCACUAGAGGAUCAAAGCAAGGGGAAACACCUUUCCAAGAAAAGCAAGAAAAUAAUGAAACAUCCAACGAACCUAUACCACCACCAAUAUCACCAAAGGAACCAACAUUAAAGGAACCAUUACAUGUAGAAAUACCCAAACAAACUAUGUUAAGGUCGCCUGAACGUGUAGAUUCAUCAACUCUUACAAAGAAAAUAUCAAAUGAAACUCAAAAUCAACCAAAUGAACUUGACUACGUCUUAUCCCCAAUCCCCCAACCAAAUGAUGAUCGUAAAUCUAAUCAAGGUUCCCUUGCCUUUUCACUCAACUCACAAAAUCAAAACCAGCAACAUCAUAAGAAAACUGAUUCCAUUGAAUCAUCGGAAAAGAAUAAAUUUGGUUCUUUAUUCAGAAGAUUAUCCCAACAUAGAAAUCAAGCCAAUGUUCAAAAACAAGGCACACAGAAUCCACCUUUACCUAUGAGAAAAACUCAUACAAGGGCAGUCUCAGACUUCCCACAACCAAUUACAAAGAUAUCAUCAUAUGCUCCAUCAUACACUUCAACAGAGGAAAAUAAUAAGAAUACAAUCUUACAAACAUUAGGAAGAGUAACAUCAGCAAAGAAAUACUCACCCAAUGAUGAAAUACCAUCAUUACCACCUAAUGCUGAUAAGAUUGUCCAAGAUGAAGUGAACAAGACACAUGGCGUUGAAGUUCCUGAACAAUUAUUUGCACCAGAACGUUCGCCAUCAAGAUCACCUACAAGUAGAGAAUCUUCCAAUAUAUUAAAGGAAAGUAGGUUACAUAAGACACAAAGAACAAAAUCAGUGGGUCACGCUCGUAGAGAGUCUCUAAAAUUCUUAAGACCAUCAAUGUUGAAUAAUACCGGCAAGGAGAGUAACACUAAUGAUAAUGGGGGACCUCUUGAUGCAACAGGAUAUUUAGAAUACCAUGGUAAUAAAUCAGAAGAUGGCACAUCAUAUCCGAUUGAGUCAGCAGAUAAUAAUGAACCACAGUUAUUAACUGAUAAUGAAAUCUUAAGAGAAGCUGCGAAGGCCCCACCGGGUACUAUGCCUUCCAUUGAUUAUCCACGUUCCUUAUUCUUAAAGGGAUUUUUCUCUGUGCAGACAACAUCAUCAAAACCUUUGCCCAUUGUUAGGUAUAAGAUUAUUUAUGUAUUGAAGAAAUUUGGAAUUAAGUUUAAGGAGGUGAAAGGUGGAUUCAUCUGUAUUAGAGAAAUGUCAUUUAGAAAAAAUAGUUCAAAUGAAACAUCGCCAACAAUAAUUGAAAGUAAUAGCAAUAACAGUAACAAUAGCAAAGAAAUUAAUAAAUCUCAUUUCCCUGGUGAUCCAGAUUAUUCGCUCACGCAACAAAAGAGAAGUGGCUCCAAAAAAUCACCGCUUUCCAAGGAUACAGCAUCCUUCGGAACAGAUUCCAUUGAUAUGGGACCAGAGAAUAUAUCACCUGUGGAAGGUUCAAUCAAUGAUUCCGUUGUUAUAACCCCACAAGUACAAAAUAUAUCAGAAAACAAAUCUUUAACAUCGUUAGGAUAUGGAUUCGAUGGAUUGACAAGUGCUGAAGAUAAACAUUUACUUAAAUUUGAAAUUCAUAUUGUGAGAGUUAGAAUUGUCGGUUUAGCUGGUGUUCAUUUUAAGAAGGUAUCCGGUAAUAGCUGGACUUAUAAAGAAACAGCAUCACUCAUCUUAAAAGAAUUGAAUUUAUGA
This is a messenger RNA of Naumovozyma castellii, 3150 nucleotides long. It is a transcript of the gene KIN1, whose product is annotated as serine/threonine protein kinase KIN1. Bases 1 to 3150 code for a protein of 1049 amino acids. The transcript has a single exon. The record is from RefSeq and is a predicted model, not a curated record. Lineage: Eukaryota; Fungi; Ascomycota; Saccharomycetes; Saccharomycetales; Saccharomycetaceae.